Messenger RNA from Calidris pugnax (ruff), 1554 nucleotides. Its product is annotated as corticosteroid 11-beta-dehydrogenase isozyme 1-like. Gene Ontology annotation, biological process: steroid catabolic process. Lineage: Eukaryota; Metazoa; Chordata; Aves; Charadriiformes; Scolopacidae. Gene Ontology annotation, cellular component: endoplasmic reticulum membrane; intracellular membrane-bounded organelle. Gene Ontology annotation, molecular function: 11-beta-hydroxysteroid dehydrogenase (NADP+) activity; steroid binding. The transcript has 6 exons. The record is from RefSeq and is a predicted model, not a curated record. Bases 180 to 1061 code for a protein of 293 amino acids.
AAUGUUUGCUAAAUUACAGGAAGCACAAAGAAAUGGUCCGACAGAUACCAGCGAACUUGUGCAAGACAAGAGUCAGUUCAAAGCUGCCAGCACUCCCACCUGCAACCGACUGAGGUGUCCCCCUCCCUCGCUCAGAGCUGCAGAGCCUGUCUCACUCCUGCCCACACUUCUGCAGCAGGAUGGGUCUGCUCCUGAAGAUUUUCAUCCCCUUGCUGGGAGCUGCACUGGCCUUUUAUUUUUAUUCAGCACCUGAGAAUUUCAGUGAAGAGAUGCUCCGGGGGAAACGGGUGAUCGUGACAGGAGCCAGCAGCGGCAUCGGGGAGCAGAUGGCCUAUCACCUGGCACGCAUGGAGGCCCACCUACUGCUCACCGCGCGGACGGAGGCCAAGCUGCAGAAAGUUGUGAAGCAGUGCCUCGAGCUGGGCGCCGCAUCCGCCCGCUACGUGAGCGGCUCUAUGGAGGACACCAAGUUCCCUGAGGUGGUGGUGAAGGAGGCUGAGAACACCUGGGGGGGCCUCGAUAUGCUCAUCCUAAAUCACAUCGGUUACAGCUACUUCAAGUACUUCGAUGGGGACGUUGGGCACGUACGAAAGCUCCUGGAGACCAACUUCCUCAGCUACGUGGCAAUGACCGUGUCCGCCCUGCCCUUGCUGAAGGAGAGCGAGGGCAGCAUCGUUGUCGUUUCAUCGAUGGCAGGUAAAACCAGCGCCCCAUUUACUGCUCCCUAUUCUGCAACUAAGUUCGCCUUAGACGGAUUUUUCAGCUCCUUGCGACAGGAAUUCAUCAUAGACAAGGUCAACGUCUCCAUCACACUCUGCAUCCUGGGCUACAUCGACACAGAGAACGCCGUGCGAGCGGUCUCACAUGCCAUCCGGGCCACGCCGGCCCCGAAGGAGGAGUGUGCACUGGAGAUCAUCAAGAGCGGGGCCCUGCGCCAACGGGAGCUGCACUACCCCUCCGGCACCGUGGGCACCAUGCUCCUUCUCCAGGCCAUCGCCCCCGACUUCCUCGACUCCCUCAUCAGGAGCGGCUAUAAGGUGGAAAACAUCAGAAGAACAUAGUCCCCAGGGCGGAGAGCACGCCGGGACACCUUGGACCAGGCACGAGGGAUUUGGGUGUUCAUCUGGCUUACUCGGGUGCCCUUUCCAUGCCACCAGGGCAGCCCCACGCUGCUGCACCCUGGCAACCUGAAAUGGGAUGCACCAGGAGCCUGUGACACACAGCAUGAAAAUGUCUUUUUUAGUCAUGAACUCUUGAAACUGGCUUUUUCCAACUAUGAGAUACCUCAGAGAAGCCCUGGGCAGCAGGAUCUCAGUGUCCUGCUCCCCUGCAGGUUUCCUGCUCACCCCCCAGACCCUGUCCCCCCCCAACCAGCCCCAGGGGCAGCGAUGCCAGCGCUGCGGGAAGGGACCCCAGCCCAAAACAAGGAUUUGGGCCAAGCGGCAAAAACCACCCAAACCCACCACAGCGUCUUUGAACCAGGAAUUAUUUUUUUGUCAUGUAUCCCUUCUAGGCUGGCCUUUGUAAAAAUAAAUCCUACGUUACUUUACGAGA